AAAAAUGGGACUAAGGCGGAAGUUACUGUAGUGAGAUGAAACUGAAAGAGCUAGAGCAGGCAACUGUAAAACAAAGGUAACCAAAGAAAAGAUGGAAUCCACCUGGAAAGUUCUUGUGAGCUGUUUAUUUUUAAUUGUGCCUGCUACUGCUUAUUCCAAUGGAAAAGUGACUAAAGCAUGCAGAAGUAUGGAGCCAAAGCAUGGACAUAAACCUCAACCUUUACCAAGCCCAUAUUCUCUAACACUCAACACAACUGAGUUUAAGCCGGGUGACAAAAUUAAAGUUGAUCUCUCAGGAUCCAGUUUCAAGGGAUUUUUGAUAGAAGCUCGAGAUGCUGAGAAUCUGAACAGUGAAGCAAUUGGCACCUUUAGUCUUAUUGACAGCACUUCUUCACAACUUUUAAACUGUGCAAAAAGACAAAAUUCAGCGGUCAGUCAUACAAGUUCUUCUGAGAAAGGAAAAAUCGAAGUAAUCUGGAAUUCACCUAGAGAUGCUCCACCUCAUGUGCAGUUUUUGUCAACUGUUGUCAAAACAUUUAAACACUUCUGGGUGAAAAUUCCAUCUCCUUUAGUCUCCCAGCCUAAUGCUCCUCCUUUGACAACCCCACCCUUGCCUACCGCUUAUUCUUCCAAAACAGACUAUACUAAUGAUAUAAUCAAACCAUUUAAUGCUUCUGGAUGUGGAACUACAAAAUCAUGUGUGCGAAAUCCAUCAUACUGCAACCCAGAGAAAGACAGAUACUGUUUUUUUCUCUCAUUUACAAAAGUGGAUCAAGCAGUGAGGGUUGAGCUGAGUGGCCCAGGAGAGGGAUAUAUUGCAUUUGCCUUUUCAGAUGACAAACUGAUGGGAAAUGAUGAUACAUAUUUGUGUAUAAAGGAAUCUCAGCAAGUUAAUAUUAAUCCUGCAUUCUUGACCGGGAGAAAGUAUCCUUCAAUGGAGUCCAAGGAUUCCCUUCAGGAUAUGGCUUGGAGAUUAGCUGAUGGUGUAAUUCAGUGUUCAUUCAGAAGAAACAUUAGCAUUCCUGGUGAUAACCACAGAUUCAGUCUGAAUGGCAGUUAUUACAUAUUCUUAGCUGAUGGACUUGCUACAAAUGGUAUGAUACACAGGCAUAAUCAUCAACCUCUAAUUACAGAUAAAAAACUUGAAGUUACAGGUCCUGCUAAGAAUCUGGGUGGAGCGCGCUCACCGUUGAUCAUUAAAUUUCAUGGUGCUUUUAUGUUUAUUGCUUGGAUGACUACGGUCAGCAUUGGAGUCAUCGUAGCCCGUUUCUUUAAACCUGUUUGGCCUGAUAAUUUGUGGUGUGGGCAGAAGGUCUGGUUUCAGGUCCAUCGCACUUUGAUGAUCAUCACUAUAAUACUGACAUGCUCUGCAUUUGUAUUACCAUUCCUUUACAGAGGAGGCUGGAGUACGCAUGCAGGUGCUCAUCCUUUCGUAGGUUGUGUGGUUAUGGCACUAGCAGUACUUCAACCCAUCAUGGCCUUCUUCAGACCACAUCCAGGUACUCCAAGGAGAAGCAUAUUUAACUGGGCUCACUGGGGAACAGGUACAGUUGCAAGAGUAACUGCUGUGGCAGCAAUGUUUCUUGGAAUGAAUGUACAAACCCUGGACCUUCCAAACCCUUGGGACACAUACAUGAUGGUUGGAUUAGUUCUUUGGCAUGUACUUGUAGAUAUCAUUUUGGAGGUCCACAACUACUUUAUGACUCGAAAAGUAGAGAAAGAACACGAUGACGAUGACGACAGGGAUAAUAUUUCCUUUGUGAAGUCAGCACCGGCUGGGUCAAAGGGUCAUACAUUUAAGAAGGUUAUGCUGUCAGUCUACAUUUGUGGUAAUCUGGCAUUUCUGUCAUCAUUUUUGGCCACCAUCAUCCAGAUCUGAGCAGUUACAGUUUCAUCUUGGAAACACUUCUACAAUGUGUCGGCUGUUGUACAUCUCACCACAGAAGGAGUCUGCAGAAAUAAAGUCAGUGCAGUGAGAAAUAAGACCUUUCAGCUACUACUAAACCACAGAUGGAACUAACUUCUCAUCUCAUUACUUACAUUCCACAGAAGUUUGUUAACGCCCAGCUAUAGUGGAUACAAAAACUGUACACACCCCUAUUAAAGUGCCAGGUUUUUGUGAUUGAGACCACAAUAAAUCAUUUCAAAACU
Messenger RNA from Protopterus annectens (West African lungfish), 2151 nucleotides. RefSeq names its product putative ferric-chelate reductase 1. The transcript is spliced from 16 exons. Bases 92 to 1879 code for a protein of 595 amino acids. Gene Ontology annotation, molecular function: oxidoreductase activity, acting on metal ions. The record is from RefSeq and is a predicted model, not a curated record. Lineage: Eukaryota; Metazoa; Chordata; Ceratodontiformes; Protopteridae.